AUGGAGGCUUUAUCUCUUCCUAUUACUUCCACUACUUUACUCCUUCUUUCCGAUGAUGAGGCAUUGAAUGAGGUGUUUACUGACUCAUUCGAUGAAAUUGUUCCCGAGGAGAUGGGAAUUGAUGUGGCUAACAGUGAGGACAUUGAGGAGCGCUCUGUUACGGUUAUGGAUGAGGAACAGGGUGUCAAUUUCCCGCCCUGGAAGGUGCAACGUCUCAUGUUGGAUUUUAACAAUCUGUCGAUUGAUGCAGACAUCACUACAGUUGAGGCGCGUUUGUGGCUCGGCUUGGGAUCUGUGAGCUUCUUCGAUCCCGAUGACAUUGAAGAAGAAUCUUUGGAUGACGCGGAUACCGACAGUAACUGCAGUGAUGCCUCGUUUGAUAAUCCUGCUUUUCUUAUCUCGCUCCGCUUUGGUGGUGAUACACUGCCUGGGCAACCGCAAAGCCUUAGCAGUCUCUAUGACGGCUGGUUGGCGGUGCAAGUGAAAAUGCUUCAAGAAACCACUCUCUAUCCCGUACCUACAGCAUGGGAGGUCGUAGAGGCUCUACUCGGUCACCUCACUUCAAGGGGAGGGGUGCGUGCCUGCAACCGGGUCAUCACUAUGGGACCGGGUGCGGGAUUAAUGCCUAUACGCAAUCCGCCACAAAUAUUGGAUCUCACAUUCUGUCUGGAGAAGGGUCAUUUAUUUCUCGAUCUAACUGCAAAACCGAGACGAUGGUGGAGGAGGUCACGCAGAGACUCUACACUAGUUCAAAAACAGUCCAACGCACCCAUUCGUAAGGUACCUCCUUUCAUUGCUAUACGUCACAACUUCUAG
Hydatigera taeniaeformis is the source of this 816-nucleotide messenger RNA. The record is from the annotation of a GenBank genome assembly. NCBI's taxonomy places the organism in Eukaryota, Metazoa, Platyhelminthes, Cestoda, Cyclophyllidea, Taeniidae.